Dimorphilus gyrociliatus is the source of this 962-nucleotide messenger RNA. NCBI's taxonomy places the organism in Eukaryota, Metazoa, Annelida, Polychaeta, Dinophilidae. The record is from the annotation of a GenBank genome assembly.
AAUGAGCCAAACAACUAAAUCAACAGAUUAUUCAAAGAAGAAACUAACAACAUCUUUGGAGAAUAAUCUUAAAUAUAAAGCAUUAACUAAAUGCGGAUUUAAGUUAAAACAGAAUCUUGGAAGUGGAAGUUAUGCAGUUGUAAAAGCAGGCUAUUAUGUACCGUGUAAUAAGGAGAUCGCCAUAAAGAUUAUUUCAAAGAGGAGAGCUCCAAUUGACUAUUUGGAAAAAUUUCUACCAAGAGAAUUAAGGGUGGUAGGUGCUUUAAGACAUCCGAAUAUAGUAACAUUUUAUCAAGCAAUUGAAACGGAGAAAAAAACUUAUUUAAUUAUGGAAAGGGCUAAUAAGGGAGAUCUGUUACACGAAAUUAGGCAAAGUAGGUUUGUCAGAGAACCACAAAGUGCUAUAUGGUUCUGGCAGUUAUUGGAUGGUAUGGACUACUGUCAUAGUCGUAAGGUGGCGCAUCGCGACAUAAAAUGCGAAAAUCUUCUUUUGGACGAUAAACGAAACAUAAAAAUUACAGAUUUUGGCUUUGCUAGAGCCGAAGUAGAUAAAAAGACUACACUUAGCGAAACGUACUGCGGUAGUUACGCUUAUGCUCCACCUGAAAUUCUCAUAGGACAACCAUACAAACCAUUAACAGCUGAUGUUUGGUCCAUGGGAGUCGUGUUAUAUAUAAUGGUUAUUGGAAGAUUACCAUUUGAUGACACUUGUCAUCAAACUCUCUUGAGAGAAGUUAAAAGAGGGCCACGUUUCCCAGAAAAAAGAGGCGAUUGUAAAGCGGAUUGUAAAGAAUUGAUAACGCAAAUUUUGGUAAAUCAUGAUAUGCGUCCUACUGUACUCGAAUUAAAGAGAGAUAAAUGGUUUCGUAGGCAAAUUCCUAUUAUUAAAGCUAGUUUGAAAGCAAAAACUAAAACUUAAAUCUAUGAAAAGUCACUAGUAAUAGAAUAAAAUUCUUUAAUUG